AUGUCGACCCCGGCUCGGCGGCGGCGGCGUCUCAUGAGGGACUUCAAGAGGUUGCAGGAGGACCCUCCGGCGGGAGUCAGCGGCGCUCCCUCGGAGAACAACAUUAUGGUGUGGAACGCGGUCAUUUUCGGGCCUGAAGGGACCCCUUUUGAGGAUGGGACAUUUAAGCUAACAAUAGAAUUCACCGAGGAAUAUCCGAAUAAACCACCUACAGUUAGAUUUGUCUCUAAGAUGUUUCAUCCAAAUGUCUAUGCAGAUGGUAGUAUAUGUCUGGACAUACUUCAGAACCGCUGGAGCCCAACCUAUGAUGUGUCUUCAAUUUUAACAUCCAUACAGUCUCUAUUGGAUGAGCCCAAUCCCAAUAGUCCUACAAACAGCCAGGCCGCUCAGCUGUACCAGGAGAACAAACGGGAAUAUGAAAAGCGUGUAUCUGCGAUAGUAGAACAGAGUUGGCGCGAUUGUUGACCAGGUACAGUGAGAGAAGAAGCUGGUCAUAAGAAAAAUUAUACAUGAUGUGUU
Molecule: messenger RNA, 519 nt
Organism: Echinops telfairi (small Madagascar hedgehog)
Lineage: Eukaryota; Metazoa; Chordata; Mammalia; Afrosoricida; Tenrecidae
Product: ubiquitin-conjugating enzyme E2 A-like
Exons: 1
Coding region: 1-465 (154 amino acids)
Biological process (GO): DNA repair; protein polyubiquitination; proteasome-mediated ubiquitin-dependent protein catabolic process
Cellular component (GO): HULC complex
Molecular function (GO): ubiquitin conjugating enzyme activity
Source: RefSeq, a predicted model, not a curated record